AUGUGUCCUGAUGUAGCUCCACCCACAAGUGUUCCUCCUGCUGUAACUCCCCCCACAAGUGUUCCUCAUGAUGUAACUCCACCCACAAAAGUUCCUCCUGAUGUAGCUUCAUCCACAAUUGUUCCUCCUGCAGCAGCUCCACCCACAAGUGUUCCUCCUGCUGUAACACCCCCCACAAGUGUUCCUCCUGCUGUAACUCCCCCCACAAAUGUUCCUCAUGAUGUAGUUCCACCCACAAGUGUUCCUCCUGCUCUAACUCCUCCCACAAGUGUUCCUCCUUCUGUAGCUCCUCCCACAAGUGUUCCUCCCCUCCCUGCCUCAGAAAGCCUGGAUAUAGUAACCUAUUCUCUGCUACCUAUUGCUACAACCUUAUAUUCAUUGAUAAAAAAACCUUCUCCUACAUAA
Molecule: messenger RNA, 405 nt
Organism: Bombina bombina (fire-bellied toad)
Lineage: Eukaryota; Metazoa; Chordata; Amphibia; Anura; Bombinatoridae
Exons: 1
Coding region: 1-405 (134 amino acids)
Source: RefSeq, a predicted model, not a curated record